Messenger RNA from Nelumbo nucifera (sacred lotus), 3488 nucleotides. RefSeq lists its product as uncharacterized. Gene Ontology annotation, molecular function: ATP binding; protein kinase activity; receptor serine/threonine kinase binding. The record is from RefSeq and is a predicted model, not a curated record. Gene Ontology annotation, biological process: protein phosphorylation. NCBI's taxonomy places the organism in Eukaryota, Viridiplantae, Streptophyta, Magnoliopsida, Proteales, Nelumbonaceae.
AAAGUUACAGUGGAAAAUUUAAAAAGACGACGAGACGAAAACAUCGAAGAGAAGUGAGUAAAAAGCCAAGGCUUCUCCCUCCGUCACUCGUCUCAAAACCCCUCUCUCUCUCUCUCUCUCUCUCUCUCGUCUGUUCUACUCACUCACUAGCUCUCACUCUACUCCCUCACUACCAACCCCCUUUCCCUUUCUUCCUUGCUUGAGUCGACAAAAUAGGGGAUCAAAAUGCAGUUCCUUCUUCUUCUUCUUCUUCUUCCCGUUCUCUUCUAUCCCCUUGACAACCAAUACGUCGCCGGAAAACCGGUUCGUAUUUCGGAAAACCGCGCUUUACUCUCCUUGAAAACAGCCAUUUCGGAUGAUCCCCAGGGUUUCCUCCAGAACUGGAAUUUCUCUACCAGCCACUGCACAUGGACUGGCGUCUCCUGCGACUCUCUCAACCGAGUCGUUUCUCUCGACCUCUCCAAUAUGAACAUCUCCGGCAUUUUAUCACCUGACGUCGGCCAGCUCCGCAACCUUGUCAACCUCACCGUUGCCGCUAACCUCAUUUAUGGUCCCAUCCCACCUGGCAUCUCUUAUAUCUCCGGUCUCCGACUAUUGAACCUCUCCAAUAAUGUUUUCAACGGUACCUUCCCUUCCCAGCUGUCGCGUCUCAAGUACUUGGAAGUUCUUGAUUUGUAUAACAAUAACAUGACCGGAGAUUUACCGGUUGAGGUGUCGGAUAUGCCCAAUCUUCGUCAUCUCCACUUUGGCGGCAACUUUUUCUCCGGUAGAAUUCCGCCGGAGUACGGACGCUGGGAGUUUCUUGAGUAUAUGGCGCUUUCCGGUAAUGAGCUUACUGGUCCUAUACCGCCCACGAUCGGCAACUUAACCAAGCUUCAGCAGCUCUACCUUGGAUAUUACAAUACCUAUGAAAGUGGUAUCCCGGCGGAAAUGGGAAACCUGACGGAACUAGUUCGAUUGGAUAUGGCUAACUGCGGAUUGUCCGGUGAGAUUCCUCAUGAACUCGGUAAGCUUCAGAAGUUGGACACAUUGUUUCUUCAGGUCAAUGGGCUUUCUGGAGAGCUUACUCCGGAGUUGGGGCAGCUGAAGAGCUUGAAAUCAAUGGAUCUCUCGAACAACAUGCUUUCCGGCGAGUUUCCAGAAACAUUUUCCGAGCUCAAGAACCUGACGCUGUUGAAUCUUUUCAGGAACAAGUUACACGGUGCUAUUCCCGACUUCAUCGGCGAUUUGCCGGAACUAGAGGUUUUACAGCUUUGGGAGAAUAAUUUCACCGGAAGUAUCCCUCAAGGGCUUGGAAAGAAUGGGAGGCUUCAGUUCCUAGAUCUGUCGUCCAACAAGCUCACUGGAAAUCUCCCGCCUGAUCUGUGUUUCGGAAAUCGGCUGCAGACACUGAUCGCUUUGGGUAACUUUUUGUUCGGUCCAAUUCCGGAAUCGCUGGGAAGAUGCGAAUCACUGAGCCGGAUUCGGAUGGGAGAGAACUUUCUUAAUGGUACCAUACCUAAGGGGCUUUUUGGCCUCCCCAUGCUCGUUCAAGUAGAACUUCAAGAUAACUAUCUCGUUGGAGGUUUUCCGGAAACUGAUUCAGUCGCCGAGAAUCUCGGGCAGAUCAGUCUCUCGAACAACCAGCUCAUGGGAUCUCUUCCACGGUCCAUUGGAAACUUUUCUGGCGUGCAAAAGCUCCUCCUUGAUGGGAAUUUUUUCUCCGGUAGCAUUCCGGCUGAGAUAGGAAGGUUGCAGCAACUAUCCAAGAUGGAUUUUAGCAACAACAGAUUCUCCGGCUCAAUUGCCCCAGAGAUCAGCCAAUGCAAGCUGCUUACUUUUGUCGAUCUCAGCAGGAACGAGUUGUCUGGUGAGAUUCCACCAGAGAUCACGGGUAUGCGAAUCCUGAAUUACCUGAAUUUAUCGAGGAACCAUCUUGUGGGGAGCAUCCCUGCGUCUAUCUCUACUAUGCAGAGCUUGACUUCUGUUGAUUUCUCCUACAACAACCUCUCUGGUUUGGUUCCUGGAACAGGCCAGUUCAGUUACUUCAAUUCGACGUCCUUCGUCGGCAACCCUGAUCUCUGCGGCCCAUACUUGGGGCCUUGCAGGUUUGGGGUUGCCAACGGUACCCACCAAGGCCACGUUAAAGGUCCGCUCUCUUCUUCGUUAAAGCUCCUUCUUGUAAUUGGUCUGCUUGUCUGUUCUAUUGCAUUUGCCAUUGCUGCCAUUAUCAAAGCUCGAUCCCUGAAGAAGGCGAGCGAGGCCCGUUCAUGGAAAUUAACUGCCUUCCAGAGGUUGGAUUUCACCUGUGACGAUGUGUUGGAUUGCUUGAAAGAAGAUAACAUUAUAGGGAAAGGAGGUGCUGGUAUUGUUUACAAGGGUGUUAUGCCUAAUGGUGACCAGGUUGCCGUCAAACGGCUUCCAGCAAUGAGCCGAGGAUCAUCUCAUGAUCACGGGUUUAAUGCAGAGAUACAGACCUUGGGGAGGAUUCGGCACCGGCACAUUGUGAGGUUAUUGGGGUUCUGUUCCAACCAUGAGACGAACCUUCUUGUUUACGAGUACAUGCCUAAUGGGAGCUUGGGUGAAGUUCUCCAUGGCAAGAAGGGUGGCCACUUGCAUUGGGACACACGAUAUAAGAUUGCUGUGGAGGCUGCCAAGGGACUCUGUUACCUGCACCAUGACUGCUCCCCAUUGAUUCUCCACCGUGAUGUGAAAUCGAACAAUAUCCUUCUCGAUUCCAACUUUGAAGCUCACGUUGCAGAUUUUGGUCUCGCCAAAUUUCUGCAAGACUCGGGCACCUCAGAGUGCAUGUCGGCUAUUGCUGGUUCCUACGGUUAUAUUGCCCCAGAGUAUGCCUACACCCUGAAGGUGGAUGAGAAGAGUGAUGUUUAUAGCUUUGGUGUGGUUCUUUUAGAAUUGGUGAGUGGCAGAAAACCUGUUGGCGAGUUUGGGGAUGGAGUGGACAUAGUCCAGUGGGUCCGGAAGAUGACGGAUUCAAACAAAGAGGGAGUGCUAAAGAUUCUUGAUCCAAGACUGCCUUCUGUUCCUCUCCAUGAGGUGAUGCAUGUAUUCUAUGUAGCAAUGCUGUGUGUGGAAGAACAAGCUGUCGAGCGCCCUACAAUGCGGGAAGUUGUUCAGAUCCUCACAGAGCUUCCAAAGCCACCCAACUCCAAACAGGGUGACUCAACGAUAACGACGAUGGAAUCUUCGCCAUCAUUGGCAGCUGCUACCGCUGGAGAGGAACAGAACUCGACAACUAUUAGAGAGACAAAAGAGCAGCAGCAGCAGCAACAACCAGCAGCAGCAGCAGCACAAUUACCACCUCCAGAUCUCCUUAGCAUAUGAGAUGGGUUGGUGUCUUGUUGUUCUCUUCCAUGAACUGGGUUGGCUUUUGUUUUUAUUAAGCGUUCUUUUGGGGGGUUCAUUUUCUUGUUUCUCCAACUCCAAGAUGGUAAAUGAAUGGUUAAGUUUUGUUCUGUACAGUAGAAUUUGGUAGGUCUUGUUAUAUU